AUGGUUGGUGUUGUUGUACGUACUGGACUGGUGUGCCGGGCGCCGUCCGCGUCGCAGUUGCGCGGCCGCCGGCUGGUGGAGUUGUGCUGCCACGAGCAGCAGCUGCCGUCGCGGUCGCGGCUGCCCGUCGCGGCCACCGCUAGCGCUGCCGUCGGCCGCUGCACCAGGCGCAUGCUGCGCCAGCUCUCCUGCCACGCCGGACUCGCUGUCACCAGUGAACAACUGGCCAGGUCUACCCAGUGUCGCCUCCAACGAUGGCUGUGUUCAUCAGCGGCAGCCUUGCCUCAUCCAGUACUGAGCCGCAAUCUGAUGACAUCCCCUCAGUCGUCGUCAUCCUCCUCUGGACCUGGUAGUGGUGAUACAACUAUAGGACCUGGUGCUGGGAGUGGCCCCACCAAACAAUCACCGCCACAGCCACCACCUUCAACUACUGGACAAGGUUCUGGAAAGGGAAAGGAUGGUGGGCAGCUCACUUGCCCCAAGUGUGGAGAUCCUUGCACACAUGUCGAGACUUUUGUCUCCUCAACAAGAUUCGUGAAAUGUGAAAAAUGUCAUCACUUCUUUGUUAUUUUGUCAGAAGUAGAAUCAAAGAAAACUCUGAAGGAAAAUCGUGAAGAAUAUAAAAAUGGAUUUUUCAGGAGACCGCCUCCCACGCCAAAGAAGAUCUAUGACUAUCUCAACAAGCAUGUGGUAGGCCAAGAGGAUGCAAAGAAAGUUCUCUCUGUGGCUGUGUAUAACCACUACAAGAGGAUUUACAACAACAUACCGCUGACUCAGCAGGUGCAACAAAAUCAGCAACAGCAGCAGCAACAACAGCAGCAAGUGCCACAGCAGUCGUUCACACACAGAGAUUUAAUGCAUAUCUCUGGCAUUGGACACACCUCAUCAUUUGGUGUGGGCUUUCAGCAGCCAAUGUCUCCUGACCCUGUGUCUCGAAGACCCUCCUCAAUGGCUGUAGGAAGUGAGAUUCUAGAUUGCACCACACACGAAUUACGUCUGGAGAAAAGCAAUAUCUUAUUGUUAGGUCCUACUGGAUCAGGAAAGACUUUGUUGGCUCAGACAAUUGCUCAGUGUCUUGAUGUGCCAUUUGCUAUAUGUGACUGCACUACACUAACACAAGCGGGAUAUGUUGGUGAAGACAUUGAGAGCGUUAUUGCAAAACUCUUACAAGAUGCCAACUAUAGUGUUGAACAUGCUCAAAUGGGCAUUGUGUUUCUUGAUGAAGUGGAUAAGAUAGGGGCAGUUCCUGGAAUUCAUCAGUUGAGAGAUGUUGGUGGAGAAGGUGUUCAGCAGGGAAUGCUCAAGAUACUGGAGGGAACCAUAGUAAAUGUCCCAGAGAGAAAUUCACCACGUAAAUUACGUGGAGAAACUGUCCAGGUUGACACUACAAAUAUAUUGUUUAUAGCAUCAGGUGCCUAUAAUGGACUUGAUAGAAUUAUAAGUAGGAGAAAGAAUGAAAAGUACCUAGGUUUCGGAGCUCGCAGUUCGGAAUCACCAGGCCGAAGAGCAGCUACACUUGCUGAUCAGGCAAAUCAGAGCAGUGUGUCAUCAGUGGAGGAAGACAAUGCCGAAAAGGAUGCAUUCCUGAGACAAGUGGAAGCGCGAGAUCUCAUUGAAUUUGGCAUGAUUCCGGAAUUUGUUGGUCGGUUUCCUGUUCUUGUAGCAUUCCAUUCAUUGAAUCAGGAACUUCUUGUUCGCAUACUUACGGAACCAAAAAAUGCUAUGGUUCCCCAGUACCAAAUGUUAUUCAAUAUGGACAAAGUUGAUCUAACAUUUUCUCCAGAGGCUUUAAAAUCUAUUGCAAAACUAGCCAUGGAGAAGAAAACAGGAGCACGUGGCCUGCGGUGUAUAAUGGAAAAGUUGCUUCUCGACCCAAUGUUUGAAAUACCAGGUUCAGAUGUUCUCAGUGUGCACAUUACAGAGGACGCUGUCAUUGGAAAGGGUCAUCCCAUAUACAUUCGAGGCAAACCUGUUCAACAAGUGGAGGAAGACCAGUCAGUAGAGCUAGAAGCACAUGCUGAGGCAAAGUAGUGACAUGUAAAACACUUAAGAUAAUUUUCCACACAGGACUAAAGUGGCAAUAGGCGGUUAAGUGAGGCAAAACAUUUAAUAUGAUCAUCUGUUUUCAUAGUGCUAAGAGGUUACAACUACAGUGUGCAAAAUUAUCAAGUUUUUAUUGAUAUCUCUGUAAAUAGUAUUGGAAAAUUGGUUGUUAUGUUUAUUGGAUUUUGCUCUUAGUGGUACCUGAAAGUCUGUUAGUUUGUUUGUUUUUCUCCUUGUUUGUGGUUCCUAAGGUGUGAUUGUUAGUGAGGUUCUCAGACUUGAACAUGUUGACAGGAAAUCAGUUUUUGUGUGGUCCCCAUGAACAUAACUAUUCUUGUAAUAAUAGUUGCUUCAAACUGUGUCUGUUGCUUGUAGCUUUCACGGACUACCUCCAUUUUAGUUGUUAGGAAUCGUAUGUACCGUUACAGAAAAUUCUGUGAUAAACUGUGCUGAAUCAGUUGUGUGUGUACAUGGACACACUACAUUGUUCAGAUAAGUUUAUGUUCAUCCUUACAACUGUCUUUGGUGUGAGAGAUUUUGUGUCUGAGGUUGAGUCAUGAAAUGUGUUUGUAAGAGUAUUUUGCACAGAUUGUUUAGCAGUGAGUUUGUGAUCCAUAACCAUCAAACAUGGCUAUUGUUUCAGAGGAAGCUGACGUGACUUCAGUUACAAUAGUGAUCAUGUAGGCAGUCAUUGAAAGCUCUGACAACAGCGUAAAUUUCAUUUAAAUUGUGUGUGUGUGUGUGUGUGUGUGUGUGUGUGUGUGUGUGUGUGUGUGUGUGUGUGAUGUCAUGUGGGUUUGGGUUAUAUUAACUUCUCAGAUAUGUGGUCCUUGUGGCUUGAUAAGUUUUUACUGAGUAUUAUGACAAGAAACUGUUGACAAUAACAGAUAAUUUCAUAGUUUUGAGUCAUUUUAAAGGAAUGGUGCAUAUUUCUUCCUUUGGAAUGUGUGACAUCUCAGUUCUGAACUGAAAAUGUGCUGUUGUUGAAAUAGCUUUUUCAUGUUGUUUUAAAGACAGAAGUGUACACAGACGGAAAAGAGAACUUUGCUCCCACUGUUGAGAAAUUAUGAACUUCAGAAGUUAUGUUAUUUUUGUAAUAAAACUGUUUACUAAAAA
Molecule: messenger RNA, 3159 nt
Organism: Schistocerca cancellata (South American locust)
Lineage: Eukaryota; Metazoa; Arthropoda; Insecta; Orthoptera; Acrididae
Gene: ClpX
Product: ATP-dependent Clp protease ATP-binding subunit clpX-like, mitochondrial
Exons: 13
Coding region: 1-2031 (676 amino acids)
Biological process (GO): proteolysis; protein folding; protein catabolic process
Cellular component (GO): mitochondrial matrix
Molecular function (GO): protein dimerization activity; ATP binding; zinc ion binding
Source: RefSeq, a predicted model, not a curated record